Jaculus jaculus (lesser Egyptian jerboa) is the source of this 666-nucleotide messenger RNA. RefSeq names its product ribulose-phosphate 3-epimerase-like. Gene Ontology annotation, molecular function: metal ion binding; D-ribulose-phosphate 3-epimerase activity. The record is from RefSeq and is a predicted model, not a curated record. The transcript has a single exon. NCBI's taxonomy places the organism in Eukaryota, Metazoa, Chordata, Mammalia, Rodentia, Dipodidae. Gene Ontology annotation, biological process: pentose-phosphate shunt; carbohydrate metabolic process; pentose-phosphate shunt, non-oxidative branch. Gene Ontology annotation, cellular component: cytosol. The coding region runs from base 1 to 666 and encodes 221 amino acids.
AUGGUGUCGGGCUGCAAGAUUGGCCUAUCCAUCCUCAGCAGCGACCUGGCCAAUCUAGGGGCCGAGUGUGUCCAGAUGCUAGACUCAGGGGCCGAUUAUCUGCACCUGGAUGUAGUGGACAGGCAUUUUGUUCCCUACAUCACCUUUGGUCACCCUGUGGUAGAAAGCCUCCGAAAGCAGCUAGGCCAGGACCCUUUCUUUGACAUGCAUAUGAUGGUGUCCAGGCCAGAACAGUGGGUAAAGUCAAAGGUCGUAGCAGGUGCCAAUCAGUAUACCUACCAUCUGGAAGCUACUGAGAGCCCCGGGGCUUUGAUUAAAGACAUCCGAGAGAAUGGGAUGAAGGUUGGUCUUGCCAUCAAACCAGGAACUACAGUUGAAUAUUUGGCACCAUGGGCUAAUCAAAUAGAUAUGGCCUUAGUUAUGACAGUAGAACCUGGGUUUGGAGGACAGAAAUUCAUGGAAGGUAUGAUGCCAAAGGUUCACUGGUUAAGAACCCAGUUCCCAACUUUGGAUAUAGAGGCCGAUGGUGGAGUAGGUCCUGACACAGUCCAUAAAUGUGCAGAGGCAGGAGCUAACAUGAUUGUGUCUGGCAGUGCCAUUAUGAGUGAAGCCCCCAGAGCUGUGAUCAACUUGUUAAGGAAUGUUUGCUCAGAAGCAUUCCCUUGA